Messenger RNA from Blastocystis hominis, 471 nucleotides. RefSeq lists its product as hypothetical. The record is from RefSeq and is a predicted model, not a curated record. Bases 1 to 471 code for a protein of 156 amino acids. Lineage: Eukaryota; Bigyra; Opalinata; Blastocystidae. Gene Ontology annotation, biological process: protein peptidyl-prolyl isomerization; protein folding. Gene Ontology annotation, cellular component: catalytic step 2 spliceosome. The transcript has 5 exons. Gene Ontology annotation, molecular function: peptidyl-prolyl cis-trans isomerase activity.
AUGCACACGAACUUGGGAGAUCUCAAGAUUGAGUUGUUCUGCGAAUUGAUCCCUAAGAACACGCAGAAUUUCCUGGCUCUCUGUGCAAGCGGAUAUUACGAUAACACAAAGUUCCACAGAAAUAUGAAAGGAUUCAUUAUUCAGGGAGGAGAUCCGACAGGAACCGGCAAGGGAGGAGAAAGCAUUAACGGAAUUCCGGUGGAAGACGAGUUCCAUCCAAGCAUUAAAUUUGAUCGUCGCGGCAUGGUAGCGAUGGCGAAGAAGCACCCGAAUACGAACAAAAGCCAGUUCUAUAUCAUUUACGACAGGCAAAGCCAACUUGACAAUGUUGACACAAUCAUAGGAAAGGUGAUUUAUGGAAUGGACACUCUGCAGGCGAUGGAGGCCGUUGAGGUAAAUGAGAAAUAUCGUCCCAAGCGAGAUAUUAUCAUCGAGAGUAUAACGAUUCAUGCAAAUCCGUUUGCGCUGUAA